Messenger RNA from Didymodactylos carnosus, 5754 nucleotides. The record is from the annotation of a GenBank genome assembly. Lineage: Eukaryota; Metazoa; Rotifera; Eurotatoria; Philodinida; Philodinidae.
ACGGAAUGAAUGAUGUCUUCAAGUAGAAUUGAGCUUUUUUUGACAAAAGAAUAUCGUAUUGAUAAUCGGUGAACAAGACAGCAUCGAAGGAGAUGCUGUCACCCAGUGAACGAGAACGUGGACUUAAACAGAAUGAUUGAAAAUGUUUUUUCAGUGAUAUUUCUGAUAUUUCUGAUUACUUAAUGUCGAGCCUACGACCGAGGAAUUUAGCGUUUUCUCUUUUGGAUAUCUAUAUUGGAAUGCUAAACCAAUUAGAGUUUGAAACGAGCCAGAACUGCAGUUUAGUUUUAGAUGAAAAUAUAUUUUAUUUCGAUUUUUGCACACUCAUCCCGUUAAUUAGAAAAAAUUUAUACCAUAGUCUUAAAGCGUUGACACUUUUCUGAGAAAUUAACCUCAAUAAUUGUCGUACGCUAUAGAUUCAUCAUCCGUAUAGUUUUGAGCCGUGAUGCACUUUAUAACACUAGAGCGUUGAGUUUUCUUUUUUCUUGUAAAUCAGCAGCACUUAUUUUUAUUUCAAAGUUUAUUGUGUGAGUAAAUUUUAUCAUGUACGACAUUCUGUAUGUUAUAAAUUACCCGUCAAAUGGAGGUAUAAUGCAGUGUAUUUGUCAAAUAAUUUUUGGAACACGAGAAAAACACAUACAUGUAGUGUAUUCAACUAAGUAUCGGUCAAAUGGUAUUUUUUAUAGUACCUGAAAGUGUAGAAGAAAGUCUAUUAUACUGUACGAAAAUAAAGUCUAUGUUCUGUCUUGUUUUUUUUUAUUUAGAAUUACAUGACAACAAAUUUGAUGCCUAGAUGGAUAAUUCAACCACAAUUAGUAAGAAAACUGUAUUUCUUAUUACUGCCGUUCGAACUUUACUUGGACUAAUUCGUCAAGUUGAGGUGUUGGAGUUCUUCACCUUCAAUUCCUUAAAUAUUUUUCAAGCACAAACUGACUUAGGAGAGAAACUGUAAUAACAAAUCAGUUCCUUUAUUACACUUAAGGUCUUUUUCAGUAGAACUAAUCUCGGUAGAUAGAAGAUUAAUCUAUACUAAACCUUUUCCUCUGAUAGUAUAGUUAUGAUAAGGUUUUGCGAGACAUAUGUUUAUAUGUUGUUGAAGAAGGGGAUAAAAUGGGUCUGCUAGAGCUUUUCAUAUUUUAUCAUCUCAUAUAGAUGUGAUAGAGUUCAGUAUGCUUUACUUUGUAGAGAAAACUUAGGAAUACAACGUCACAGAGUCUGAGUUUCGAUUUUUUUUAAUUUUUUUUGUAAAUUGUAUAACAAUUCAUCUCAAACACACAAAAAAUCUCUUCCAAGUAGCUUGGAGAUUGUUCUUUUAUGUUAAAAUGAAGUUUAAAGUAAAACUCCGUUCCUAUGACGUUUUAGCCUCAAGUUUUCUCCUAUUUCAUCGCUCUGUAGUUUCGAUGUGAGGUGAGAAUUCUAGAAAGCUCUGCAAGUUAUGUAGAUAAUGAUAGAAACCGUGACAUCAAAGUACAUUUAAUAACUUUCAGUAAAAGAUCGUAUGACUUCUGGCACAUUUUUUAUUCGCAGAAGGCAGCAGAGUAUAAGUUAAUUUUGUAGAAUCUAUUUUGGUGAGACUUUUAAAAAAUGUUUGUCUGAAAAGUCUUGGAUAUAAUCAAAACCAGAAUGAAUUCUGCUAGUAGAUACACUAAACUAUUUAACUUUAUUCUUAUCUGAAUAUUGAGUUUAUACAGAGAUUUACAUUUCUGACUGAGGUUGUGUCCACCACAUCCCUUUAAAAAGAGCCUGUAAUACAUCAACAGUUUCACUUUAGUUAUUAUAAUUAUUGACGUCAUUUUUGACGUUGAACGUAUUUUAUCCUUUUCACUUUAAUUGCCAAACAUUAAUAUUUGAUUACGUUUAAAGUUUAUUUUUGUUCUAAAAUUAACUGCAAUAAUUUAUUAAUGAAGUUCAGUUUCAUAGUCGGUAAUGUUUUUCUGUCAAAAAGAACAGAUAAAAUAUAUAUUAUGCUUGACUUGAUAAUGAGAGAUUGUGUGUGAUCAAACGAUAUUUAAUCAUAUUUUUGGCCUCAUUUAAAGUAAAUUAGUUAGUAGCAAGAUAUUAAUGAAUUCAAUCUUAGAUGUAGAUUGUGGCAGACAAAAUUUCUGCUUAAAAACAAAAACGACUCUGAUUAAGAAACUAAAUUAAAAACCAUAUGACUAACUUACAAAUUAGUUUUUUGAAAUUUGAUCACUUUUGUUUUCUAGUUUCCUCUCAUAUAUUUAAAACUUUUUCUUAUUUGAGAUUUUGUUUCCCUCAAAAAUAGAACUAAUACUAGUGCCUAUAUGAUGAUGCAGCGUAUAAACUCAAAUAACAUGAAAAUGUUGGAUUGUUUUCAUCUUUAUCCCAGUCGAGAUUCUUGAUCAGUUAUACAAAAACAUCGGUCAAAGUUAGAAACGUCUUUCGUCUUAUGCUGUCAACUUCUAUAACUUGUGAACUUUAAUAAAACCAGUAUUGAUUUAUAUCUAUUCUUAGUCAUGAUCGAUAUUUUUUAUCUUUUUUUUAUUUUUAGCUUCACUCUACUUAUCCGGCGAUAUAUCAUGGACUUUAGUUUCAACAGCGUUUGUUUGGUUUAUGGUUCCUGGAAUAGGUUUCUUCUACAGUGGAAUGUCUAAACCAAAAAAUGCGCUCACAUUACUGUGGCGAAGGCUAAUGACAGUUGCCGUUGUGUCAUUUGAAUGGUUUUUUUGGGGAUAUAGUUUGUCUUUUAGUAAAACGGGUAGUAAGUUUAUUGGUAAUUUGGAUAAUUUUGCAUUGAUGGGUGUUUUAAAUGGUCCGUGUGUUGGUAGUGGUAAAGUACCUGAUAUUGUCUUUAUGAUAUUUCAAUGUAUGUUCGCUUGUACGUCACCGUGUAUUGCUAUUGGAGCUGUAUGUGGACGUGGACGAAUGUGGCCAGCUCUCAUCUUUAUGUUUGUCUGGUCAACACUCGUUUAUAAUCCGGUUGCCUAUUGGAUAUGGUCACAAAAUGGUUGGGCAUCUGUAUUAGGUGUAUACGAUUUUGCUGGUGGUAUUCCUGUACAUACAAUAUCGGGUACAGCAGCAUUAGUUUAUAGUUUUUUUCUCGGUCCACGAAAUGCAAUAAAUUCCAACCAUAAAUCAGAUAAUAUUGCACAUAUUGUUCUGGGUACAACCUUAUCAUGGUUUGGAUGGUUUGGAUUUAAUGGUGGUUCAACAUUGUCAGCAAAUGCACGUGCCGGCAUGGCCUGCACGGUGACUAAUUUGGCUGCAUCCGUAGCCGGUGUUACAUGGUGUAUGUUAGAUUACUACCUAUUGAAUAAAAAUGAACGAAAAUUUACUACAUUUGGAUUUUGUAUGGGCUCCAUGGCGGGUUUAGUAGUUAUCACACCAGCAUCGGGAUUUGUGGGAGCACCUGCAUCGAUAUUAAUAGGUUCUCUUGCUGCUGUAUGUGUUUAUUUUGGACGAAAAAUGAAAACAUUAUUAAAAAUUGAUGAUCCAUUUGAUAUAUUCGCACAACAUGCUAUUGGCGGAUUGAUGGGAACUUUGUUGACAGGAAUAUUUGCUCAAAAAUCAAUAGCUGCAUUAGAUGGGACUUCAGUGAUUAAUGGAGGAUGGCUAGAUAGAAACUGGCUACAAUUAGCCUAUCAAUUUGCAUUUUGUGUUAGUGGAUUUGGCUGGUCACUUGUUAUAACAUUUCUUAUUUUAUUUGUGAUGAACAAAAUAUUUGUGUUACGAGUAGAUGAACAGAUAGAAUAUGUUGGAAUUGAUGUUGAAGAAUUUGGAGAAUUUACUAAUGACUACGUUGAAUUUGAACGUGAUUUGAGUCUUAGACAUACGAGUUCACCGCCUCAAUUCAUUCAACAACAUCCUCCACCAGUAGUGAACAACGAUUAUUCUCUUAACAAUUGUUCAACCAUGUCUGAAUAUUGUAAUAAUUGUUAUUGUUGUGGUUAUUAUUGUGUGCCACGUUAUAAACGACUUGUAAAUAAUGUAUUUCCACAGAAUCCACAAGCUGGUUUAGAUAAAAAUAAUUUAGAACGUUUAAGAUUUUAUGCUGUUGUUAAACCAGAAAAAUUAGACAAAUCAUUUCGAUAUAUGGCAGAAAAAGUGGCCAGAUAUUUAAGACAUAAUAACAGACAAUAUGUAAUAUUAGGUGUAAAAGCAAUGAAUGAUACAAUGAAGUCAUGUUAUCAACAGUUAAAUUCAUUUGUCGAUCAUUAUUUAGAUGCAUUACGAUUAGUUUUAGAAGAAAAGAAUGAUUUAGAAUUAACUGAACAUGCGGUCUUAUCGUUUGAAUCAUUUUGUGAAAUUCGAGAAGAAGCACCAAAUUAUCAACGAAAUUAUGAAUUUUUUGUCGAUCGAUUUACAGAAUUAUGUCAUAAUAAUGAUGAACAAAACAAAACAAAAUUUCGUUGUUUGGGUUUACGUGGUCAUCAUGCACUUAUUCGAAAGACAGCUAAUGAUGAGCUACAAAAUGAUGUAUGGAGACAUAUGGAUAAAAUUGUACCAUCAAUUAUUUACAAUAUGAAUGUUAAAAACUCAAGACCACAAGAUGAUCUCUCUCAGAGUGUAACACCGGAUCAAGUUGAAUUAGUCGAAAAAAAUGAUCCAUCAAUAUUGGCUGAAAACGUUUUAAGAGAUUUAUUUUGUCGUGCGCAUUUAAAUAAUAUCACGGCAUGUGUACAGCCCAUUCUCACUCAUUUAGAUAAUCAUAUGAAAUGGAUUCCUGUUGAUUUUUCAAAAUAUAUAUUAGCUGAAAUAAUGAGAUCAAUUAAACAUCACAAUGGUUAUCUAGUAAUUGAGUUGCUACUCGUCCAUUUAGAAAAACAUUUGGAACGUCAAGAAACGGCUGAUAUCAAAACGAGUAUUAUGAAUGUUAUUCAAGAUUGUAUGGUGUUUGCAGCUGCUAAUACUGGAGCUGGAUCAACGAUGUUCACGGGCAUUGCACGUUUAUUAAAAUUUUUGAAAAAAUCAUUUCAAAUUGAAUGUGAACGAACGCCACCCUCUAGUACUGAAGAACAAAAAUUUCAAACAGCCGUUAUCAAUGGUAUUGGUAAUUUUGCUCAAAAUCUACCAGAUUUUCAAAUGAUGGAAAUAAUGCAAUUCAUAAUAACGUCAUUGCCAACUCUAAAUCAAGAACGACAUGAAACACCAGAUUCAAGAAAUGCAAAUCUCAAAUUACAAUUGUUGUUGCUGAAGACUGUUCAAAAGGUUGCCGCGACAUACCAAUUGACUCAUCGUCGUGAAACAUCAACUCAGACCACUUUUCCACAUCAAUUAUUUGAUCCUCUUUUAAAAAUGAUGAGUUCACCUGAACCUGAAGUGAGAUUAAUUGUUAUUGAAAUAUUACAAUCACUCGUUGAUAGAAGAAGAUAUUCAGACAAAUUACAAAAAAUAAAACUUCCAAAAGAUAUCUCACAGUUAGAAUUACCAACAGAAACAAAAUCAAAUCGUCUAUUUGAUAUUGCAUUUAUGAAAAAGUUUGGGCGUCAAUUUUUAUCCCAAUUAUAUAAUUGUAUAUUACAUGAGAAUAAUAGUGUCGAUAUAUUUCAUGCCAUUUAUUGUCUAAUGAAUUUGGUUACAUUAGAAGCGGGUGACAAGGAUUCUACAAUAAUAAAAAUGUCUGAACCAUCGUCUCCCACUAGUCAAGAAACAAAAUUACCAAUAUUAAAUCAAAAUUGUAUCCAUGCCCUUAUAGCAGCUUAUUUUAAUCUAAUGUCAAAAUUAAACGGCAUUACACAAUUUUAUCAUCAUGUAGAUGAAAAUUUAUAUGUAUUUUUAGGUUGUUCGUGCUCGUGA